Sodiomyces alkalinus F11 is the source of this 1440-nucleotide messenger RNA. RefSeq lists its product as hypothetical. The record is from RefSeq and is a predicted model, not a curated record. Gene Ontology annotation, biological process: protein N-linked glycosylation. The transcript has 3 exons. Gene Ontology annotation, molecular function: glycosyltransferase activity. Lineage: Eukaryota; Fungi; Ascomycota; Sordariomycetes; Glomerellales; Plectosphaerellaceae. Gene Ontology annotation, cellular component: Golgi membrane. Bases 1 to 1440 code for a protein of 479 amino acids.
AUGAGGUCCAUUCACGCCCCUGCGUCCCAGAACGCGGCCUUCCGUACUACCUGUCCGCAUCGUGCCUUCGUCAUACCCACCCCUUUGCGCAUCCCUUAUUCGAUCUCGAUGUACCGUUGGACAAUGCGCUGGAGUUCGCCUCGGAUUCUGGUCCUCGCCGUCGUCGCCCUCACUUCUUUCACCUCCUUCAUCGGUCUGUACUAUGCCUACUCCCGACAGAUGAGCCUCCCCUGGGAGACAGGUAGCCACCUGCCCAGGCCGCCCCAGAUCAGCGACAGGGUUUCGAAAGUGGCCAAGGUGAGCGUGGCCGCGAAUCGCCUCGACAACGACAUGAUCCAUCGCGCCCUGCGAUCACACUACUCCCAGAACACCCUGCACGGCUAUCAACAUUUCACCGCAGGGUACGAGGCCGUCGGCGGCCUGAUCGAGAACCCCGAGGACAGGCGGCCGCGAGGUGCCUGGACCAAGCCGGCCUUCCUGCUUUCCUUGGUGGUUGCAGAGCUGGAAAAGCCGGAGGAGGAGAGGCUAGAAUGGCUGUUCUCAAGCUUCGACCGUUCUAAUGGGUUGUUCCGCAGCUGGUUUGACGCCGAUACGAUCGUCACCAAUCCUUCAACACCUCUAGAGGUCUUCCUGCCUCCAGACUCGAAUCAUGACCUGUCCCAUGUACACGUUUUGAUUGCGUCCAACUGGGACGGCAUCAAUUCCGGCGCCUUCGCUCUUCGCGUCCAUCCUUGGACUGUCGCUCUUCUCUCCGCCGUCCUGGCAUACCCGAUCUACAAAGCGGACCGGAUCGGGAAGGACCGGUUCCGUGACCAGUCCGCCUUCCAGUUUUUACUAGAGGACGAGAACUCGCCGCUCGCGACAUCGCCCACGAAGGGCAAGGAGCACUGGUCGGUCGUUCCGAUGCGCUGGUUUAACGCGCUGCCCGUCAACAACGCCUUCGACAAGAAGAACGGGGGCUGGGUUUUCGGCAAGAAGAUGGAGGGCACCCUCUUCGACAACGGCACAACCGAGGUCCACGACGACGGCCUAGGCGGCGAAAUACGUCCCUGGAAGGUUAUGCAGGGCGAUAUGAUUGUCCACUUUGCGGGAUCGACGGCUGGAGGCACGCGCGACAGUUGGAUGGGUCCUUGGUUGGACCGGGUCGAGGCGUCCCUUCCCGAGUGGAACAACACGACCACAACGCUGGUCUUGCAGGAAGAAACCCGCGAAUUCUGGGCAAAGGAAGCCGUUCGGGUCGGCGAGGUACUGGCAGAAGGUGCCAAGACCGAGGCAGCUCGGGCAAUGGAGAAGAAAUUGAAGGAAGAAACGGAAAAGAAGAAAGCCGAAGCAGAAGAAGCAAAGAAGAAAGCAGAGGAAGAUAAGAAGAAGGAAGAGGAAGAAAAGCAAAAGGCUGAAAACGCAAAGAAAGAAGAAGAAAAACACGAAGCGGGAAGAUGA